AUGGAUUUAUUUAAUCAACCGUUUGUAUUUUGCAACAUUUGUUAUAAAAAAUCAACAAAACAAAGUCCCCUGUACAUAACUUCAUGUGCUCAUAUUCUUUGCUCAACUCAUUUACAUGUGGAAAAAAUUAAUAAUAAUACAAUUCAAAAUAAUUGCUUGUAUUGUGACACAAAUAAUAUUUCUAUUAUUAAAUUAGAUGACGAAAAAAAUUUACCUUACGAUAUUCUAAGUUAUUUUAAACCAUUUUCAAUUUCGAAUUCAAAUUUAUUAGAAACUUUUUUAAAUGUUUCUAAUUUCCAAUUUAACAAUUUAAUCAAUCAUUUCUCACAUUUACAAUCAAUCAACUCAAAAUUAAAUCUUAGAUUGAUUAGACAAAAGAAUUUACUGGCUGAGGCAAAGAUUUCAAUUGAUCAAAUACCAAUCUUGAAAAAUGAAAUUGAAAAUCUAAAAUCAAAGCUAAUAGAAUAUGAAAAUUUAAAACUAAAAUUAAAUGAAUAUGAAAAUUUACAUUUAAAUGUAAAUUUAAAUUCAAUGACAAAGAUGAAUAGACCUAUUAACAAUCCAUCAACAACAAAUAUAACAACAAAUUCUUCAUCUUUCUUCAAUAAUACAAACCCCAUCCAAAGAUCUGCCACGUCAUCUGUACUUAGUAAUAAUAGAAAUAAUAAUAAAAAUAUCAAUAAUUUUUUUAUCAAGAAAAAAAAACCUUUAUCUACGAAGGAUCGAUUGCCAGUAACUGUGGACUUGACUAUGGAUGAUGAUAUAAAUUCAACUAGAAACAUACCUAAACAACAAAGAAGAAAUAUUCAGACUUGCAAUAUUAAUGAAACUUUUAGAGAAAAAUUUAAAAAAAAUUCAAAUAAAUUUUUAAAUUCUUCUAAUACUCAUUCUGCAUCAGAAACAUCUAAUCAUUCAAUUAGAUCUGGAAGUUCUCGUACAACGGAUUCCAAUAACUACAGAAUCAUUAACGAUAUUAAUAAUAAAAAUAAUAAUAAUAAUAAUAAUAAUAAUAAUAAAAAUAAUACUUCUUCAAAUACUAACAAUAAUCCCAAUUUUUUUUUAAACAAUAAUAACUUUAUAUCAGAAUCAACUCAUAUUGAAAAUACAAAUGGAAAUUCUUUUUCUCCAAUUCCUACUUUAAAUAUUAACAAUCUUCCUAAUAUAUCACCACUUCCUUCAAAUUCAAAUCAAACAACCAAUAACAAUAUUAAUAACAAUAAGAGUAUUAAUACUAACAACGAGAUAUUAAUGCCUCCAGCAUUACAGAAUUUAAAGCUUACAAGAAGAAGUAAUACCUUGAAUUCUAUUCAAAAUAUGACAAAUUCCUCACAAUUAAUAAAUAAUUAUGCCAACAAUAGAAGAAAUACUUGGAAUAAAAAUAACAAUUUAUUAACUAGAAAGAGAUUAGGUAGCAGUCGAAUACCUGAUUUAUACUCAUCUAGAGAUUUACUAAUAUCUACUUCAAAUGUAAAUAUUAAAAAUUCAAGGACAAAUGAAAACAAUAACACUAAUCAAUUUUCAAAAAAUUCAAUACAAAAUGGUAUAUCUUCAAAACAAAGAGCUAAUAAUAUUAAAAAUAAUCCGAGUACAAAUAAGAAUGCAAAAUACACAAGAAUAAGGUAA
Messenger RNA from Henningerozyma blattae CBS 6284, 1623 nucleotides. It is a transcript of the gene CST9, whose product is annotated as SUMO ligase CST9. Bases 1 to 1623 code for a protein of 540 amino acids. NCBI's taxonomy places the organism in Eukaryota, Fungi, Ascomycota, Saccharomycetes, Saccharomycetales, Saccharomycetaceae. The transcript has a single exon. The record is from RefSeq and is a predicted model, not a curated record.